Molecule: messenger RNA, 1302 nt
Organism: Helobdella robusta
Lineage: Eukaryota; Metazoa; Annelida; Clitellata; Rhynchobdellida; Glossiphoniidae
Exons: 10
Coding region: 1-1302 (433 amino acids)
Biological process (GO): actin cytoskeleton organization
Molecular function (GO): actin binding
Source: RefSeq, a predicted model, not a curated record
AUGUCUGCAAUGGACAGUCCUCCCCGAGAGCUGUCAAUCAUCGAGAGGCUCAGUAGAUUUGCCAUCUUUGCUAAACUUUUUAAAAAUUUGAAGUUGGAAAAAAAGAAAUCGACCAAUGAUAUCAUAGCAGAUAUUUUGGAGAACCUGUCUUCCCUCUCUGCCCCCUCACUGCCUACAACGACAUCAACUCAGGCUGAAGACAACCGCAUCAAUAAUAAUAAUAAUAAUAAUAAUAAUAAUAAUAAUAAUGACGUCAUCAUUAAUAAUAAUAACAUUUUCAAAACAAGUAGUUCGUCACUGGCGUCAUCAUCGUCAGCGUCUUUGAAUAGAAAAGGGAAUUUAUUUUUAAGAUCCGGCGCAGGCCAUCAUCAUCAUCAUCGAAGACUGCUCUCACUUAACAAAUAUAGAAUCCCCAACAACAACAACAACAAUUUGAAGCGCCAGGAACAUCAAUUCUCAUCGUCAUCGUUGCAGCAGAUAUCAAUGACAACAUCAGCUACAACAACGACGUCUAGAUCCAUUUUUAAUCAUCUGCCAUUGAAAAAGUCCACAUCGCUGAUCCCUGUCGUUGGCAGUUACGACGAGGUACCUGUCCACGAGCCCAACUUGGAGAGGCAUCCAUUCAAAAGCGCCAUGAAGGGCUCGAGGAGUUUACAGAAGUUACAAAAAAACAACAACAACAGUAACAACCUCAACAACAACAUCAGCAACAACAACAGUAACAACCUCAACAACAACAUCAGUAACAACAUCAGCAACAACAUCAACAACAACAUCAGUAACAACAUCAACAAUAUAAACAUCGAUAAUCGCCGGUCUAAUUCAUUGCCAAGGACCGCAAUAGUUAGCAAUGCAUUGAGGUCAAGGACAUUCGAGGAUGUUGACGUGUGUGACGAUGAGGGUUACAACAAACUUGUCCUUAAGAGACAUUUGAAUCACCGGUUAAGCCUAAGACCAACACUUCAAGAACUGAUAGCCAAGCAUAUAAUCUACAAACAGACUGUAGAAGAACGAGAGAACGAGAAAGAAGAAAAGAAAAGAACUUUGUUGAGGAAGCUGAGCUUUCGACCGACAGUGGAGGAACUGAAGGAGCGAAAGAUCAUAAAAUUUAACGAUUUCAUCGAGGUGACAAACGCCGAAGAAUAUGAUAGGACGGCCGACAAACCUUGGACACGCCUCACUUCAAGAGAUAAGGCGGCCAUUCGGAAGGAGUUGAAUGCCUUCAAAAGCACCGAGAUGCCUGUACAUGAAGGCAGCAAACAUCUCACUAGGAAGCUGUGGGCUGUGAGGGAAAGACAAUGA